This is a messenger RNA of Verticillium alfalfae VaMs.102, 387 nucleotides long. RefSeq names its product stress responsive A/B barrel domain-containing protein. NCBI's taxonomy places the organism in Eukaryota, Fungi, Ascomycota, Sordariomycetes, Glomerellales, Plectosphaerellaceae. The coding region runs from base 1 to 387 and encodes 128 amino acids. The record is from RefSeq and is a predicted model, not a curated record. The transcript has 3 exons.
AUGACCAUCAUUCACAUUGUCCUUUUCAAGUUCAGGCCGGAGGUCUCCAAGGAGCACAAAGAGGCCUUUAUGCACGAGCUGAGACAGCUCCGUUUCCUGUCCUGUGUCAAAGACCAGAACCUCCACGUUGGCAGCCCGUCGCUUACAGAUCCCAUCGAGAAGAGCAAGGGUUUUGAAAUUGCGCUUGUCAGCUAUCACCCCGGCCCAGCUGCCUUGGCAGAGUACCAGGCGAGCAAGGAGCACGAGAGAAACAGGGUCACGAGCACGUACCUGUGGCCGUAUAAAGAGGAUGUUGUGAGGUUUGAUUUCGAAAUUGGCAACACAACAGAGGAGGAGCGAUUGGGGGAGAUGAUGGCCUACAAUGCACUGAAAAGUAUUGGCUGCUAG